Daldinia childiae is the source of this 1473-nucleotide messenger RNA. RefSeq names its product COP9 signalosome complex subunit 2. Gene Ontology annotation, biological process: protein deneddylation. The transcript has 3 exons. The record is from RefSeq and is a predicted model, not a curated record. Bases 1 to 1473 code for a protein of 490 amino acids. NCBI's taxonomy places the organism in Eukaryota, Fungi, Ascomycota, Sordariomycetes, Xylariales, Hypoxylaceae. Gene Ontology annotation, cellular component: COP9 signalosome.
AUGUCUGACGACGAGGAUUUCAUGCAAGAGUCCGAUGAGGAACAGUAUGACUUCGAGUACGAGGACGAAGAUGGCGUUGAGGACUCUGGAGAUGUUGAUAUCGAUAAUAAGUACUACAAUGCAAAGCAGAUCAAGGAUGAUGACCCUGAAGAAGCUCUCAAAGAGUUUCUAGGCAUUCCCGAGCUUGAGACUGAGAAAGGUGACUGGGGAUUCAAAGGACUGAAGCAAGCUAUCAAACUAGAGUUUCGGCUUGGAAGAUAUGAUAAGGCCGUAGAGCACUACACUGAACUCCUCACAUACGUCAAGUCUGCUGUCACACGUAACUACUCCGAGACAUCCAUCACAAAAAUGCUAGAUUAUAUCGAGAAGGAAUCGGAGAACGAGGCAGCGCGAAAAGCCGUGGAACAAUUUUAUUCCUUGACGCUGAAUUGCUUCCAGACAACAAACAACGAGCGUCUAUGGCUUAAGACAAAUAUCAAGCUAGCGAAACUUCUCCUAGACCGUAAAGAAUACCUCGCGGUUACUAAGAAACUCCGGGAGUUACAAAAGGUCUGUCAACGAGAAGACGGUACGGACGACCCCAGCAAAGGCACUUACUCUCUAGAGAUAUACGCCCUAGAGAUUCAAAUGUAUGCCGAGACACGCAAUAACAAGCAGCUUAAGGUUCUCUACCAAAGAGCACUUAAGGUACGCUCUGCGGUACCUCACCCGAAGAUCAUGGGUAUCAUUCGUGAAUGUGGAGGCAAGAUGCAUAUGAGCGAAGAAAACUGGAAAGAUGCACAAAGUGACUUCUUCGAGUCCUUCCGCAAUUAUGACGAAGCUGGAUCCCUACAGCGAAUCCAGGUCCUCAAAUAUCUUCUCCUUACCACUAUGCUUAUGAAGUCUGAUAUCAACCCUUUUGAUUCGCAAGAGACAAAGCCUUACCGCAACGAUCCUCGCAUUGCAGCCAUGACCGAUCUAGUAGAUGCGUACCAGCGAGACGAUAUGGAAACCUAUGUCAACGUCCUACAGCAGAAUCAAGACAUUCUAGCCGACCCAUUCAUCGCGGAGAAUAUUGACGAGGUCACUCGCAAUAUGCGUACCAAAGCCAUUGUCAAGUUGAUCGCACCUUACACACGCAUGAAGCUUGCUUGGAUUGCAUUGCAACUCAAGAUAUCGGAGGCAGAGGUUCAGGAUAUCCUCGGUUUCUUGAUCGUAGAUGGCAAGGUCAAAGGUAAGAUUGACCAACAGACUGGUGUGCUCGAAAUAGAAUCAGACGGCGAUGCCGAACGAGUACAGGCUAUGGAUUCUUGGGCCUCGGCGUUAGUUGGUCUCUAUACGACUAUGUUCAAGGAUGGCGAGGGAUUUCGAAUGGCCGACGUCGGCCCCCAGACAGAUGAUGCAACAUUAGCCCCUAUGUUCUCUACAGAAGGCUCUCGGCAAAGAGGGCUCGUCUCUAAGGGUAAGAGGGGUGGCAAGGGUCUCUUCAGUUAG